AAGAUGGCGGACAACAGACCAAGAGUGACUUCAGCGCGGGAAGCAAUAGAGGGUAUGUACAUUGCGUUUGAGGGAUUCGAUUGUUUAGUUGGUAAACGUUUUAGUGUAUGAUAUGGUCUAAACAUCUUUCAGAUGUAUAAUAUUCGAAAAAAACUUUGGCUUAAGUUAUUCUUUUACACGUAUAUUAAAACCUUACAUCCUUUAUAGUUUUCGAGUUUUCUCUUUUGCUGAUGAUGCAUAUGUCAUGAGAAUUACUUUGGUAGGGGACCAAGAAAAGGUAGAAGGUUCUGUCGCAUUUUACAGCUGAUUUUAUUACAUGCAAGCUUACUUUUGCAGAGAUGCCAACCUCUAGAAAUCUAAAAUCUGGGCUCACUCUUUUGCAUUACCCCCCCCCGCCCCCGAAUAUCAACACGACCAAACCCCCCCCAUCCCCAACCCUGACCACCCGAUGUGAUCCAGACCCUAAUUUAUCACGUGGGAAUGGCUUAGGACAUUAUAUAAAGUCUUACAUGAGGUACAGACCAUCAAAAUUCACUUGUAUGAUUGUAAUGGCAAAAUAAUCUUUGUUAAUGAUAUAUGAAAUAAAUGAUACAUGUAUUGUGGAAAUGAAAUAAAAAGGAAGAAAUGAGCGUCACAAUUUAUGCAGUGGCGUAAAGAAGCCUGAAAAAUAAAAGUCCUGAAUUUUUUUCAGGUUUCUUUACGCAAUUGCUUAAAUUGUAUUCACUGUGACGAUCAUUUCUUCAUUUUCAUUUCAUUUCCGCAGUUCAUAUAUGAUUUAUUUCAUAUAUCAUUAACAUUCAUUUCUUUCACGGGAACAUAUGAACCCACAAUUGACCUGCUCCCAACAUCAGUGGCUUCAUAGCUCAGUUGGUAGAGCAUUGCACCAGUAUCACGAGGUCACGGGUUCAAACCCCGUUGAAGUCCUGAAUUUUUUUCAGGCUUCUUUACGCAAUUGCAUAAAUUGCGUUCACUGCAACGAUCAUUUCUUCAUUUUCAAAAUAAUCUUUGUCAGUGAUGAAGUGUGAGCAAAAAUGCCCCAGAAACCAAACUAUGAAUAAUAGAAAAUUGAAUUUUCGGAGAAAAUGGGACAAAUUCCCAAUUAAAGCGCAGAAAAGUUCAUAACUCGAUUUUAUCCGGGAGAUUUGGUGACCCAUGUGUGAGACCGGGAGAUUGGUGUUAUAUCCAGGAGAGUUGGCUUAUAUGCUUUUAGGGCACAAUUUGGGCACUCUUACACUUUCCCAUUGGGCGACCCUAUGGGUUGCUUUAACUUUUAUACAGUGCUAUGAACCUAUCAUCGGCCAUCCACUGAUGGGGGGACCUCGAACAAAUACAACUUUGUAUGGGGACUUAAAGGGGGACUUAAAGAGUUACUUAUCCCUGAAUUGGGGAAAAUGAGCAAGGUUUCGCAAGAGAAAACCUCGGGCAUUGUACAUAGAAUUCCAUAGAUUUCAAGUUGUUCACUUUUCCAGAAGAUUGUGGGCUUACCUCUCUCCUCGUGGUGAAAAUAAUCUAUGGCAGACUCAGCAGUUCAUGUAUCAUUGUGUAAAUUCAUGUAAAGUACUAUUUUCUUAUCAGGUGAGCUGGGUCAUUAUAAUGGCAUCUCAAGUUUACUAUGGUUUCAUGUUGUUCAAUAUGAUAGCCCUCUAGGAGGGGAAUUUCUUAACUUUGAUUGCUCUUUACCUCCAUCAAGGUGGAAAAAAUCUAAUACUGUAAGCACUUUCACAUAGUCCUUUGCAAAGUACCCUCCCUUGGGCAGGGUCCCCUUGAGGGGAUGGCCAAUGAUAAGUGCAGGACACUGACUAGUACAGAGUUACAAUAUGUUUGGCUUAACUUUAUCUUUUAGCACUGGUAGAGAUUUCCAAGCUGCUAAAUACUGGCCUUGACACUGAAUCUUUAGCUGUUUGUGUUAAGCUGUGUGAAGCAGGUGUGAAUCCUGAAGCUUUAGCAUCUGUAGUACAAGAGCUUAGAAGAGAAGCUGGCGCUCUUCAGGUAAUUAUCGCACAACUGUCACCUGUUCUCUUUUUUUUGGGGGUCGGGGGGGGGGGGGGGGUAUAAAAUUGAAAGUUUUGGUCUUGCUUAAGGUGGUUAGAAUGGAAAACCAAUAUUGUUACACAUACAGGUGUCAUUGAGAAACUGCCCACGUACCCCUCUCCUAAGCCAACAUUUUUCUUUAAGUGAGAAGUAAGUGUUAAUGUUGGCUUAGGGGAGGAGUAAGUGGGCAGUUUCCCAGAAAUGUAUAAUGAUCCAUUUAUUGUACAUUCCUAUUUAUGAAAAACAAAACCAAGACAACAUUGAUGUCAACAUCUUUUCACCCAGUACUAUUAAAAUCAAUUUAGUUCUUAUUUUGUCUUAUGGUCCCCUUUACAUAGGGGCCAAGUAAUAAAAGCCUGAGACACACCCAGAUUGGUCUUCCUUAGGGGGUUUCACGUAGACUUUCCCACAAGUCAAGUCAAGCUCAAAUUCUUCAUGAGCACGAAGCGCGAGCAGUAGAUUUUUUAUGUUUCCUGCAGCAAAAGUGAGCGAAAGCGGGAGCUUUGCGCUGGAGCCAACUACUCCUGGAACUGGAAAUGAGAAACGAAGGACUUUGAGAAAGUCUAGGGUUUCAUGCUAAUGUUUUGAUGAGGGUGCCUCUGCUUUCAUUGGAGAUGCCCAGGAGAGGUACACUGUGGAGGUUAUCGAACCCAUAUCUGGUGUAUGAAAAAAAUUUCCCUCUUUUGCUACAUUCAACAGUGUUCUUGUUUCCACUUUGUAUGUAGCCAAUCAUCAGCAAUGUGAUCCACAUCAUUCUUACCUUUAGGGUACGAAUUACAUGGAAAUGCCCUGGACCAAGCAGCGUGCAAAGAAAGUACUGUCCGAUAGCCCGGGGCUAGUGGAUUUUGCUAUCGGGCUAGUGAAUUCUGUUUUUAACUUGCCCGACGGGCAAGUGAUGUUUUAUGAGGAAUCUGAAUAACAGAAGAACAAAACGUUUUUGGGGCUAGUUGAAAUGACGUCUGGGCUAGUAAAUGCUAGCUUCAGCUUGCCCGAAGGGCAAGCUGUAAAAAUGAUUUUCUUUGCACUCUGCCAAGUGGUUCAAAGUCCAGUUAGUUCUGUUCUUGGGUUAACCGUGAACAAACUAAGCUUAGAUAUCUGCUCAAUGUUUUGCUUUCAGUAAACGAUGUGAAAAAUACAUGUAUAUCCUAGGGCUAAUUUAAUAAAACUUUUACGAGUGCUACUUACAAAUGUGUGUGUUGUUUUAGUGUCUAAAAACAGUAGCUAUACUGUUAAUUACCCUUGUAAUGGUUUCAUCAAAUUGACCCCUGACCAAGUGGCAAAAUCUUUGUCAAUACCAAGACCACUAACUUUCUGAUGUAAUUACCAUUAAUGGAUUUUUUUACCAGCCCCAUUUUUACAUAUAUUAUUAUUUCCUGUAAUUACCAGUUAAAUUACAUAGAAUAUUAAUUUUAGAGGAGAGCGUGUUUGGUAAGUGAGUUCAACAGAAUACUUUUCAGACCCUGAUGGGAGGUUUUCAUGUUGUUUUGCGAAAGGUCUCUUGCAACUUGACCUGCAGGGAGCAAAUGCUUUUUUCGGCUUGGUGGGUGAAAAAGCAGAGAAAAGCAUCUGCUCCGCACAGGCUACUUGCAACUACUUCAUUCUGGAUGUUUAUCCCUUCUUGGUUUCAGGCGCAAGAUAGUGUGGAGAGAUGAAAAGAUGACAUACCAAAUAACAACAUUACCCUUGGAAGCAAUCAGGCAGCCAUACCAACAGAAGAAAGAAGAGAAAAUAUAAGAGGGACUGCCCUAAAUAGAUUUAAAGUAUUUUAGAGUCUUAUCAUGCUGCUAUUUGAAAUGCAUAUCAUGUAUAUAGAUGAUACCGUAAAACUCUGAAAAUAAACCCCUCCAAAAAAAAGCCCCCCAAACUUGUAACACAAAAAACCCUCCGUUAAAUCGCCCCUCCUAAUAUAAGCCCCCCGGGGGCUUGUACCUGGAAAAUUGCCCUCAAAUACAGAGUAAAACAAAGCAAAAAUGGUAAAUUUACUUCCAACUAUAAGGCUAGUCCGAUCGAUUUCGAAACACAAAUUUCCCUCCGUAGAUAAGCCCCUCAAAAAGGGCCUUUGAAAAAUAUAAGCCCCGGGGCUUAUUUUCGGAAUUUUACGGUAUUUGCAAAGAUUUCAAGUGGAAAGAGUUUCUACCAUCAUAAAUUUAGAUGCCAUUGUACAGUGUUUAAGGGUAAUUUUUUCAUGAACUACAAACUGUUUUUGCUAACAACACUUUUUAUGUGUUUCACUCUACUGUCACAUUAUUAUUAAUGACUCAAUGAUGGUGGCAUAUGAAGAAACAAAAGUCUUGAAAAAUUCUUUCUGUAUGUACCAUCCUCCUGCCAGACCCUAUGAAUCAUUCUGCCUGUGAAAACCUUGUGUCAAAGGAUGACUUGCCUCACAGAUCUCCUUUUUCUAAUGAACUGUUAAUUCUGUUUCAGUCGGGUAUUUUAUUUGAUCAAGGACACCAUUUACAACUUGUUUAAAGUACUGUGAGCCUCAUCACAAUUUUAUUUCUCCAGUUACUCUAAGAGUUUAAGAUAUGUAAAGAGCUAUCAGAGUUGAAAGAAAAAAUACCAGAAC
Molecule: messenger RNA, 4597 nt
Organism: Porites lobata
Lineage: Eukaryota; Metazoa; Cnidaria; Anthozoa; Scleractinia; Poritidae
Source: the annotation of a GenBank genome assembly